Molecule: messenger RNA, 934 nt
Organism: Chroicocephalus ridibundus (black-headed gull)
Lineage: Eukaryota; Metazoa; Chordata; Aves; Charadriiformes; Laridae
Gene: CCDC86
Product: coiled-coil domain containing 86
Exons: 3
Coding region: 143-721 (192 amino acids)
Cellular component (GO): nucleolus
Source: RefSeq, a predicted model, not a curated record
UGCCCGACACUAAAAUGGCGGCCGGAGGUGUCGGGGGGGGUGGAGCUCGGCGUCGCGGCGCUUCCGCUCUGCGCAUGCGCGCGGCGGCGGCGCCUCGCUGACGCCAUCACCCGGCGCCGGCAGGAAAGGCGCCGCGUGGAGAAUGGAGGGGGAGCGCGGGGCGGGCCCGGGCCCUGAGGAGCCCAGCGGGGAGGCCCCGGCCCCGGCCCCGGCCCCGGCCCCGGCCCCGGCCCCGGCCCCGGCCCGGCGGCGUCGGAAAGCCGCCAAGAAGCGAAAGGAGGCGGUGGCAGCCAUCCCGCGGGGCAGGCCCAAGUCGGGGCGGGUGUGGAAGGACCCCGGCAAAAAGAGGUUCUCACACAUGAUCCAGGAUAAGGCCCUUCGCACCUCCUGGGCACGGAAAAUGAAGGAGCGGCAGGAGAGGAAGCUCGUCCGGGAUCUGGCGCGGCAGCUGCAGGAGGGGAAGCAGAGAGAGCGAGAGGGCGAACUCGGGGCUGCGUUGCAGAGUCAGACCUUGACUGGAGACUUUCCACCUCUCUCCGUACACAACUCUGUGUUUCUCCCCCCAUCCUGGGCCCCGGGAUCGUGGCAUUAUUGUGGCAGAGCCCUGCAUUCCUCGCAGCGAGCCCAAACCCCACCGGCUGCCCUUCUCCUGGCCAGCUGGGACAGUGAAUUCCCUGUCGUCCUGCCAAAUCUGCGACAGUCACGUGCUGCAAGUCACUGACUCGGAAUAAACUCAUUCAGUCAGUUCAGGCCUCGUGUCCGGGGGGGGGAAAGCGCCACUGGCUUGGCUUUGUGCAGCAGGUUUCAUGCUUGGGCAGGUGUUGCUCAUGCUGCCGUGGCCGUGCAUCUUCCUGACUGGCAUCUGCAUCAGCCACGGGUCAGUACUGGUUUGGGUUUGAGCCCGGAGGGAGGGAUGGACCCAGAGGGAACGUUU